CUCUUUCACAUUGGCUCAGCAUUGUUUCCAAACAGCGCUGCCGUAAAAUGAUAUACCGAGGGGACUCAUUCUUAAGAAUUGAGGAGAAUAAUACACGACAUACUGACCUGUAGUUAACGUUAGGACAUGGUGGAACAUCGUGUAAAAUAAUCACAAUUUGUAUAAAAAGCUAAAGGUUUGCUGAUGUCACUACACCCUCCUGGACUGUAGGUGGCGGUGUGCUUGUGAUACGGCGACGCAGACUAAAAGAAGAAGGGGGAAAGACGGACAAAAACCAAGCGGAAGUAGGCUAGGAAAGCUCUCGAAAAGGGUUUGAAUCGGUUUGAAUCCGUCGUCGAGGCCGCCCGGUAAAAAAGAUCUUAAGAAAUGGUGAAGAUAUUUGUGGGGAACCUGCCCCGAGAGGCGGACCAGGAUGAAAUCAAGGCACUUUUUACACAGUAUGGCACAGUCACAGAAUGUGCCAUCAUCAAGAACUACGCCUUCGUUCACAUGGAUGACCGCAAGGCCGCCACCAAAGCCAUCAAGAAUCUGCACCUACACAAGCUUCACGGCACACCAAUCAACGUGGAGGCCAGCCAUGGGAAGAACCAGGGUUCAGUCAAACUGCAUGUAGCCAAUGUUGAAAAGGGAGCCGAUGACGAGCUUCGCGCUCUUUUUGAAGAGUACGGCACAGUCACAGAGUGCGCUGUGGUUAAGAAUUUUGCCUUUGUACACAUGUCCAACUCGGACGAGGCCAUGGAUGCCAUCCAGGGUCUGGACAACAGUGAAUUUCAAGGCAAACGCAUCCAUGUCCAGAUUUCUAAGAGCCGCCCAAGACAUGACGAACGGGACGACUAUCCCCCACCUCCCCCAGACAGGGGUGGCUAUUGGCCUCCACGCUAUCCAGGAGAGAGGCACGAGCCUCCCCCACCCAGCUACCUGCGAGGCCGCCUCAGCCAUAUACCCCCAGGUUACCCUGCCCCUCCUCUGCCACCCCCGCCCCCUAGACGAGCUGUUUAUCCUGACCGUCCCUAUGAGGGUGAGAGGGACAGGUAUGGCGUGGUAGAUUACUAUGAGAAGUACAGAGCCCGUCCGUAUGGCAUCGCCUCCUACGAGGACCAACGUGCUGGCGCCCCUCCUCCUCCCCCUCCCCCCUCAGCCGUCGUCCGAGACCGCCUUAUGCCCUCGUCGCUCGACCCGUAUGAGCGUCGCCCCCUCCCACCUCCUCCGUCCUCGUACUACGGCCGAGAUCGCAGCCCCCUCAGGAGAGCACCUAGCGCGCCAAUGCCCCCCGCCAGUAAUGGCUACUCCUACGAGCGCUCCCGACUCUCUCCGGUUUCCCGGGUCCCUGCAUACGGAGUUCCACGCGCAAGGGACCCCUACGCAGAACGUCUGCCUCCGCCACCGCCUGCACGCUACGCUUAUUAAGCAAGGCCCUGGCAUGUGAAGGAUCGUCGUCCGACUGCGUCGCCGCUCGCCGCCUCCUGAUGCACGUGACACUAUCCUCUUCCUGUCUGUGGCUGAGCGCGUUACGUUCCCCUGCGACGCUCACAGGAGGAACUGAAUUGCCGACGUCCACGUCUGUUUAUGUUUUUAUUAUUUUGGGACAGGUUUUACACUCGCAUUUUUUUUGCCCUGAUUGUUUUAGUUUGUUAUUGUGCUGUAGUAUUUUUAAAUGCUUGACAUCUGAGUUAGGCGUUUUCUUUUCUUUUAAUUUGUACUUUUACGUUUUGAAUAACUAGUGUUCUGAUGUUGUGUGUGACCUUAGAGAGCUGAAGAAUUUCAGCAGCAGUUUCUAGGCGAUACUUGUGACUGUAGAUUUAACUGAACUGAUUGUUUGGUAUUAAAUCUAAUCUGCACGUUGAUUCCAUCAUGUUAAGCUUAUCCAUCGAAAAAAAAGAGAAAAAACCAAACCUCCAUGUGGCGUUGCUGUGAAAACUUAAAACUGCUAAGACGUAGGGGUUUGACAAAUGUAGAAAGUAACUGUUACUAGAACCGUUACCGCAAGGCGUUCACAUGUACCUUUCCAUUGUCGAACUUGUUUUUAAAUAAACGGAUUUGUGCAGUACUGUUCACAGAUGUGCUCAAAAUCAUGCCCAGCGCUAAAGCACCACAUCAGUGUAACCGCUUGAAUUGAUUCGCAUACUCUGCUAGGGUCUCUCUCUCGAAAAAAAAAUCAGCUCUUUAUUAAUGAUGAAAUCACGCUUAACAAACUUGUUAAAACCGUCACGCUGAUUAAAGAAAUGUCUCCUCUCUGGUCUUGUCUGAAAUGCUACAGCUUUUAUCAUGCAUCAGCGUACCUUGUAGCUUGUCCCCCUUCACUGACAACUGAAACUUGCUCACGUCAGAGCUUAAGUGAAGAAGGGCCUAACACACUCCAGCCAAACGUAACCAGGUGAGAUUUCACAGCUAAGACUAGUUUACCUUGAAUCUGGGGGGAGAUGGCGUCAGAGGCUGCGGGAGACCUUCAGAGUCAACAGGUAAGUCAAGGGCUCUCAGGAAUACUGAAGUAGAACAGACAGCACAUGCUCACAUGGAACUUUUAUAGGUGAAUAUCACUAGUUAUUUACUACAUAGGUUUGUGAGAACCUACCAUGUUGGUUAGUUAAGUGCUUUCCACUCAUUGCCUGUACACACAACAACAACUACCCAUUCAGCUGUAAAUCUGCUACCCAUAAUCAACAGUGUCUGCUUGGAAAUAAAGCCAAGUUACAGGAAGCGUGUGUGUGUAUAUAUAGGCACUGCCAGCAUUUUGAAACAUUGGCUAUGGUGUUCAAAUCCGGCAAGAUUCGGAGACCAUGGGUGGCUUCUGGGAAAAUUGUUUAUUGAAAUUUAAGAAGCCCUCAGGAUAGCUUGGUUUGGAUGAACUGGACAGAAGUUGAGAUUUUGACUGAAUGGAAAGCAUCGGUAAAUUCUACACUUGGUCUUGCUGACAUUUUUUAAAACAUGAAGUCAAUUGACAACACAGUGAAAUUGCUAUAGUAACUGAUUUUACACAGAAUUUUGAUGGACUUAAGAAAUUUACAAUACUUUGAAUUGUAUUGCCGUUUUGUGAGUCUGACCUGCAUAAAUAAAAUAUUUAAAACAA
Dicentrarchus labrax (European seabass) is the source of this 3067-nucleotide messenger RNA. RefSeq names its product RNA-binding protein 4B. The transcript has 4 exons. NCBI's taxonomy places the organism in Eukaryota, Metazoa, Chordata, Actinopteri, Moronidae. Gene Ontology annotation, molecular function: mRNA binding. The record is from RefSeq and is a predicted model, not a curated record. Bases 367 to 1407 code for a protein of 346 amino acids. Gene Ontology annotation, cellular component: cytosol.